Molecule: messenger RNA, 1962 nt
Organism: Dryobates pubescens (Downy woodpecker)
Lineage: Eukaryota; Metazoa; Chordata; Aves; Piciformes; Picidae
Gene: DNAJC5
Product: DnaJ heat shock protein family (Hsp40) member C5
Exons: 6
Coding region: 284-880 (198 amino acids)
Biological process (GO): regulation of synaptic vesicle cycle
Cellular component (GO): presynapse; membrane; intracellular membrane-bounded organelle
Source: RefSeq, a predicted model, not a curated record
UCCCGCCCGCCCCUCCUCCGCCCGCCGUCGGCGUCGCCGGGUCCCGCUCGCUGUCUGGCGGCGGCGGUAGCGGCUGAGGGGACGCCGCCGCGACCGGAGUGCGCUUGACGCCGGGAGGAAGCCGAGCCGGAACCGCACCGUGGGGCCGGGGCUGCCCGGCCCCCGCCCGCCCGCGGGGCCGCAGGAGAUUCACUUCUGGUGGUGUGUGGAGGCUGUCACCUCAGACCUGCUCUCCAGUUCCAGUCUUUGAAGGGGCCAGCUGUGUCUGUGCAGCUAGCUGAAGAUGGCAGACCAGAGGCAGCGCUCCCUCUCUACCUCUGGAGAGUCCCUGUACCACGUGCUGGGCUUGGACAAGAAUGCUACUUCAGAUGACAUCAAAAAGUCAUACAGGAAGCUGGCAUUGAAAUACCACCCUGAUAAGAACCCUGAUAAUCCAGAGGCAGCAGAGAAGUUCAAAGAGAUCAAUAAUGCUCAUGCCAUCCUGACUGAUGCCACAAAGAGAAACAUUUAUGACAAGUAUGGCUCUCUGGGGCUCUAUGUGGCAGAGCAGUUUGGGGAAGAGAAUGUGAACACCUACUUUGUGCUGUCCAGCUGGUGGGCCAAGGCCUUGUUUGUGUUCUGUGGGCUCAUCACAGGCUGCUACUGCUGUUGCUGUCUGUGCUGCUGCUGUAAUUGUUGCUGUGGGAAGUGUAAACCUAAACCUCCUGAAGGUGAGGAGCAGGAGUACUACGUCUCUCCAGAGGACUUGGAGGCACAGUUGCAGUCAGAUGAAAGGGAGGCCUCAGACACACCUAUAGUGAUACAGCCAGCAUCAGCCACAGAGACAACCCAGCUGACAGCUGACUCCCACCCCAGCUACCACACCGACGGCUUCAACUAAGCUAAGGAGCCACUCACUAGGAUGGAUUGAAAAGAGGAGUUGUUAUUAUUAUUAAUUAUUAUUCUUCUUCAAAAUUCCAUGGCCAACUCAACACUAGAAUCAUGAACAUUAGAAGUAGAGAAUGGGGAGGUGGGGUGGGGAGGGGAAUUCAUUCUGCCCCAGCCAGCAGGCAGCCUUCCAACCUGCCAGGAAGAUUCCUUUUUGUAAUCCCUUCAGCCUUUUGUCCCCUUCCAGUGCCGUACCCUGAUGAUAAGCUGAAGUGCUGUAGCAUGCAGGCUGUAAAGCAGUUUAGUUAGGGUCUUCAUUUGGUUCCUGUUUGAUUGCCCUCCCCCCCGGUUUUGGUUUCCUUGGUUGUUCUGUUUCGCUUUGUUUCCCCCUCCCGGUUUUUGUUCCCUAGCAUGUCUGGAGCUCUGCUCAGUGUCUGUGCUGUGCUGUCUUGAGCUGUCCCUCAGAGCAGUCUGAUGGAGACAUUCUGCAGUUCUAAGCAGUGCUACUGGCCUGGAGACAAAAAAGACCAAAAACCAAACCAAAAAGAGGUUUGAAGUUUGGCAGCAGUCAGCAUCCUGCUGUACAGCUGAGCUCCUCAAGACCUCUCAAGAGCCUGAGGCUUCCAUUGGAGUGCAACCAACCCAAUCCUUCCCUCCUCCUCCCGUUCCUCUGCCAUUAUCCCCACAAGUUUACAAAGCCAAGAGCCAAACCCCCCCAGAUGCCAGCCUGCAGAGGUGGAGUCCUCCUUGCUGCUGCUUCUCAGCUGAAAUAAAUCUGCCUUGGGAAACCAACAGGCAAAAGGAGAGUUUAGGAUGUUGGAGCAGCUCUUCAGCUGUGAGGUGGCCUAACCACAGACCCAGCUUGGGUGGUGGCUGUUGGGGUUCUCCCUUCCAACACAGUCCUCUUUUGGGUUGAGUUUGGGUGUUUUGAAGGCCAGAUGGCAACAGUUUGUUUCCUUUUGGUGGCUUUUUUUGGGGGGGGAGGGGGGUGGAUGAGAAACAUAAAGUGAAACUGGGCUGGUGGCUUGCACCAGGCUGAGUUCUGCAGGGUGUGAAAUGCAGACAAGGAGGAAUCAGCACCGAUGCUAAGGGCAG